AUGCCGGAUCCGCCCGGCGCCGAUGCGCCCCCGCCCGAGGACCUAUUGGGUGGUAAUGGCGCGAGUGAUUCAUCACUCAACACGCAAACGCGUGAAGCGGUCACUGGAGGAACCGCGAAUCCUCCAGCUUGGUCGCCCGAGGCAACUCAGGUCCGGUUGGACCAUGAGAAGCUGAUGAAGAAGACCUUCCAAGUGCUCGGGAUUGUUCCCUCCAGCAAGUCGACCCGCCGACUGAUGGUCCUGAUGCACGACGCCUCGACCCCGCCUUCGCAGGCGCCAGCGCUCGCACGAGCCGCCCAAAGAGCGGUGCGAAACGACGCAGCCCCGGCCUCCAAUGUGAUUCGAGUCAUUAUGGAUGGUCCUGGAUCACCCAGAGGUCCUGUACAGACCGCGCUGCGCAAGCACUUUGGAUUGGCCGAGACGCCGUUCAUGUUCGCGCGGCCCGAGGGCGUCGUGCUUGACCCCGAGGUCGAGAAGCUUUUCUCGAAAUGCGUGAAGCUGAACCCGAUUGUGACGAAAGCCACGAAGAGGUUCCCGAUCGCUCGUCACAUGUACGAGCUUGUAUUCGAAUCCGAGCAAGCUUGUCUUGAAGCCGCUUCAGCGGGCCCAUUCCCCUACCACGGCAAGGAGAUGGUUACCGAGCUCCCCAGCGCCUCUCCCCUUAACCACGUCGUGCAGGUGCGAUUCACCUUGCCCUCCUCCUCCAGCGCGAUCCCCGCUUCCGUGCUCCGAAAAUCUCUCGAUGAUGCUAUCACCCUUUCGUUCGGCCGCGCAGGUCGCACGCAAGGUUAUACCCUGAUGCAAUUACAGCGGGGCCUCGCGGUCGAUCCGAAUGGCGAUCCGAUGGCCAUGACCGAAGACGGGUUCCACUGCGCGUACCUUCGCUUACAUGCUGAUCUUUUCCAAGGCUCCAUCGAGACGCAGAAGGCUGCGCUCAACGCCGCUUUGCCACAAGAGAUCGAGAUCCUGGGCGCCAAGUAUGGCUUGCGACACGAAUUCGAGACGCACUACUGCGCGGUGUGCGAUCGCGCCGGACACCAGUGGGGCGCUUGCAGGAAGCCGGUUUCGACUCCGGCCACCGCCGCCCCUGUUCCGGGGGCCUCGACCUCGACUUCGACUUCGACCACCGGCUUCCGAGUUGCUGGAAAGAAUGGGAAGCACGGUGGGCCUGCCGCAUUGAACUCUCGUGUCUCUGGCGCGAACAUGAUCCAGCUGGGACCUCGUGCUAACCCCGCAGGUGCAGUAACCGCCAACAAGGACGACGCGAACGACGGCGACGACGAGUCGGUCGUUUCGACCGAACCGGAGGGCGGUGACACUGGGGAAGAGACGUCGACGCGUGCGACCCUGGGCUCAACAAAGGAGACGCAGACGACGACGGCGGCGCCCGUUUCGACCCCGACCUCUCCUUCGCCUUUGUCCGGUGGCACGUCGGGAUCAUCGGCAACCUCGACAACCUCGAUAGCCUCGACGAGUCCUCGACGCCUUCGUUCGAGCUCGGCACCCGGCAACCGACGUGUCACCCGGGCAGGAUCCGCCAUGAUCCUCGGUGCAUCAGGGGGUGAUGGCUCAGGGGGCAACAGUUCAGGGGGUCACAGGUCCGAGGUGACCGAAUUCGAGGGGGGCGGCGCUGAACUGAUUUAAUCAUGAUUGAGUCACUCACCGUGUUGACGUUCAACGUCCGAUCGAUGAAGAACGCAGUCAACCAAGUCAAAAUCAUCCGUUAUCUCAAAACCCUUCGGCCGGCCCCUGCGGCCAUCCUCCUGCAAGAGCACCACCUCAGCUACAACGCGUCACGCGAAGGCUUCGAGAGUGCUUGGCCGGGGGCUUGUAUUCGUUUCACUCCUCAUGUCCUUACCCUCAUACCCGAUGGCUCACCUUUGGCGGGCCAUCUCCUUUCCUCUACCCCGGUCGUCUUUGCAGGAGCUCCUCGUUUCGACGGUCGGAUUCUGCGCUCGGUGUUUCGUCUUGAGGAGCUCGAUGUCGAGAUCAUCAACAUGUACGCGCCGGUGCAGGAGGACGAUCGUCGCGACUUUUUCGGGCUUCUGCACUUCAACGCCCCGAGACCCAAGAUUCUUCGGAUCUUGGCCGGCGAUCUCAACGAUUGUCCGGAUGUAUCGGUCGACCGAGUGUCCAUCACCGAUCGCGCUUGGACUCCUGUAUCGCACUGGCAGACCUUGCUGUCAAAGAUCGCGUUCAAGGCACUCGACACGGUCCGACAUGUCCAUCCUUGCACCCCUGCAUUCACUCGUCCUCACUACCGUGGUAGAGGGGAAGAGCGAAAGAUUUGCUCGUGGUCGCGGAUCGACUAUAUUCUUGUCCAAUGCAGUUGGGCGAACCGGUUGUUGAGCGCUUCUACGCUCUUCGAUGCGCCCUGUUCGGACCACAGACCUGUAGUUGCGACUUUCGCUUUGCCUACAUCGAACGCUGAUGCCGAACCCCCCCUUUCUCUUCCCUCCACGAGCGAUUUCAUUUCGAGGCUCAACCCAAUGGUCUUUGACGAUCAAGACUUUGUCGCAUCGAUUCCCGGGGUCGUCGACGAGGUCUAUCAAAGGCUCGAGGGGACCGCUCCGCUCGGCGACGUCUAUGACGCCGCUCUGCGGGCGGUUGCAGUCGCUGGCCAUGCACGAUACCGCUCGACUCGUGCCGACAUGCGCCGACUGCGGGCCGAGAGCCAAUCCGUCAUGGAGGCUUUGGAGGCACGCGGUGAGCACAUGAAUGAGGCCGAGCGCGAUGCGUAUGCUCUUGCCAAGUCGCGGUUGGACCAGUUGGCGGUAAAGGAGGCUCAGUGGCUGCGCAUUCGUGCGCAUGUGCCGUCAGUCGACUCGAGGGAAGGUCAAUCGGCAAGCAUUCGCACGCGCCUCAACCGCCGGAGUCGCCAGACGAGCAUCGUCUCGCUGGAGGAUGUGGAUGGCACCGAGACCGUUGACAUGCAGGAGGCGCUGGGUAUUGCUUCACGGCACGCGCAGUCGCUCUUCACGCCGGACCCAGCUCGUGGCGACCCGACGAACGCACGCCGGUCCCUGCUCGACCCUAUUCGCGCAGCGAAAUGCUACGAUGACGACCGCUCGGACCCUACGUUCGGUCGUCGGCUGCCUCGUCAAGCGAGAGUGGCGCUUGACGAGCCCUUCACCCUCCUCGAGGUUGAAGCGGCGUUGAAGAAGACGGAUUCGGGGCGAUCACCGGGGCCCUCGGGCAUUCCGUACGAGCUCUUCAAGGCGCUGCCAACCUACUUUGCUCCCAAGCUGUUGGACUUGUUCAACUCGAUUUGGGAGGGCGGCAAAAUGACGGCGUCCUUGGCAGAGGGGCUGGUGCGGCUCUUGCCCAAGAAUAAACCGGGGGCCAAUCUGAAAUCACUGGGGGCAUACCGACCGAUCACAUUGCGCGAGACGACCUACAAGGUCCUCAGCAAGGUCUUGGUGGCGCGACUCAAUGGGGUGCUCGGCGAGCUUUUGCCGCCGGCGCAACACGGUUUCAUGCCAUCAAGACGUUCAGCGGACGCGGGAAGUCAUCUCACUCUCCUUCUCGAAAAACUCAAGUCGCUAGGCACUGAUGUUUUCCCCGAGGGCGCCCUCUUGUCUUUGGAUCAGCAGAGCGCGUACGAUCGGGUCGAUCACGCCUGGAUCUUCGAGGUCUUUGAGGCCUUUGGGUUCGGUGAGCGUUUCAUCUCGCUGCUGCGCGCUCUCUACGAUCCCGAGACUCUGGGGGUGCGCUACCUUGUCAAUGGGUUCCCCACGGACUUGGUGCGGUUGCUGUGUGGUCUCGGUCAAGGGGAUCCCCUCUCGUGCCCGGUUUGGAACAUCACGUUCCAGCCCUUCCUCGACGCCCUCGUUCGGCGCGGGAUCGCGCUCGACCUGCAGAAGGUGUGGCCAGGGGGGCCGCGUGCGCAGCUUACGCAUCUGGCGUUUGCCGACGAUGCUGUGGUGGUGGUGGAGUCACCGGCGGCAUUGUCGAAGCUGCAAACGCUGUCGCAGACGUGGUACGAGGCUACCAACGGGAAGACCAACACGGACAAGACGCUGGUGCUACCACUCGGACCGAACUGGCUUCGGGACGAGACUGCGCAGGCGCUGCCAACGGUGCAGGAGGGGGAGAGCUUCAAGUGGUGCGGUUAUGCCUUCUUUCGCCACGGUGACUCGAAACUGUUUUGGACCCAUGUUCUUGACAGGAUCAAGGCCAAGACCCGCGCCGCUCGAGACCGGACACUUUCGCCGAGUGGGAAGGUUUUCUAUGCCAACGCUCACAUCAUCUCGACGGUCCUCCACGUGCUGUCCUUCGACAUACCGCCUCAAUGGUUCAUUAAGGCGGCGGAGACGGCACUUACGGACUUUGUCUGGGGAGGAGCAGGGCGAAAUACCGUCGCUCGCGAUUUCGUGUUCCAGGCUCGGGAGGACGGUGGCUUGGGUUUGAUUUCGAUUGGCGACAUCGUUCAUUCGGUGGCGCUUCGAUUUUGGGAUGCUGUGGCGGGCUCGGACGAGGCGAUCUGGGCGCCCCUAGCUCGCGAGAGCUGGAGGUCCCUCGUCGCUGCGACCCGCGAUUUCAGUCCGUGGGGGUUCUUCAGCAGCACGGCUCGGGUCGAGAAGCUGUAUCGCGACUCGACGCGCUGGGGGGCAGUCGUUGCAGCGGCCAGGGUCACAGUUCCAACCAUCAAGUCCGAACUCCUUACGCUUCCCGAAUUGCUCUCGCUUCCGCCUCGCCUCCCUUCACUCUAUGCUGAAGGUGCCCAGCACGCAUAUGACGAUGCGGACGCGGUGGCGAAGUUUGCGCAGAUCGCGGACCUGUACUGGAGGGACGAAGGGAAGGGAUGGGCUCUGGUUGGUCAUCGACGCGGGUUCUGGCAGCACUCUAAGGAACCCGCCCUACAGCACGAGCACGUGUGGUCGCGCGUGGGUCAGUUGCUCAAGGCGAAAGCGUUGCUGCCCAAGACCGCGUUGCGACCUGCUCGGAUACCUCUCAAGGAGGCUCCCCGUCCUCGGUGCUUCAACUUCUUUGGGUUCUCCCGACCUUUUACGAUUCGCAAGCUUCGUCGGCUUGUGAACAAGGUGCGGUUCCCAGGGAGGGAGGACCGUGUCAAGCGUUUCCCUGAUGGGACUUCUCAGAGCGAUAGGAAGCGCUUCUGGAGAUGGCUUCAUGACCGGUUCGCGUCUGCUGUCGAGCAGGACACCCACUGGCGGCUCAUGUACGACGUGACGCCGACGCGCAAGAGGCAGCAUACUCAGGGUCAUGCCUCUUCGCCGACGUGUCUGUUCUGCGGCAACGAUGCAGCGGUCAUCGAGACGGUGUCCCACUACUUUUUCGAGUGCGCGUACUCGACCAGCUUCUGGGGUGGGGUGCUACGCAUUCUGCUUGACAAGCUCGGCAUCGAGGAUACCGACGUCGAUCCGUCGACGUUCACUCCGGAGCAGCUGACUAUGGGGCUCCCCCUUUUGCGGGGUCGUGGGAGAACGACCUCGAAAUGGAUGUGGGUUCGGCUGGCCUGCGCGAUCGGCUUCCAGCGGCUGCACCUGCUCCGCUGGCGCGUUCAUCAGCGGUUCGAGCUGGACAACGUCGUGGCCCCUCCCUCGCUUCCCAGUACGCUCAGAGCGUUCGAGCGAGAUUUUCUCUCUCGAGCGGGUUUUGUGCCUGGGGUUCGAGAUUGGGAGGUGUGAUGACCGAGUUAAGUCCUUCCUUCCCAUUUUCCUCCCCUCCUUUCCUCCCUUCCUUUUCGGUCAGAAGCUGACUGUCUUGAAACUUGUUGCGCAGUGGAAGGCUGCGCACCUCUCCCUCUCUCUACUUUGUGCAGUAGCGGUUUUCGUUCUUGGAUGGAUCGGCAAGCCGGGUCGAUCGUCGUUGCGUUGGAGGCUUUGUGAAGUUCUCCCCUCUCUUUCCCCUUUCUCCCUUCCCUUCCUCUUCUCGUUCCUGUUGCUCGGUUGUUGACUACGCUUCAGCCACUUCUCCUUUUAUUCCUAAGUCGUGUGUUGGAUUCCGUCGAAUGGAUCGUUCGUUCGCGUUGGUCAAGAUCUACGGCAUGGAUCGGGAAGAAAGGUCGCUCGUUUUUUUUGUCAAUAUCCUCGCGUCAAGGCGAGGCUCGUUUCGUUGUAUUGGAUCGUUUUCGCUCGGCUCCGACGGCUCAACAGCCAGCACUCGAGACUCAGCCAAGGGAGGACAUCAGGCGCUGUCGGGGUGACGAGUAGCUGGGGCUUGGCUGCGGCCUGUCAGUCCCUGGGGACCUCUAGCUCUGGCUUCGACCCCCUCCCUUGGCCCCUCGGGUGUGUUCCCCUCCUCCUCCCCUCCUCUCUGUCUUAGUAUUCCUGGUUCUCCGUGUUUCCAGUCGUGAAUUUUUGUAUAUUCUCCCCUUUUCUUUCUCUAGGCGCUCUUGCCUGGUUUUCGAGUAUCUUCGCUCCCGCUCUUGGGACGUGAAGCGGCAGCAGUACUCACCGCCCGUUGGAGUCCGCGUUAGGUGCUCGGCGGGUUUUGAUCUGCGCAGCGCUCUUUGCGCGCAGGGGUUUGACUUUCACCCAAUUGCUUGCCGUCGUUGCUUUAUAACCUCUUUUAGCUCUUUUUCUAGCGGUCCCAGCCAACCCGAAGGAUUGCAAUUUAUGAGCCCCAGUAAUAAAAAAAAAAAAAAAAAACGAUCGACACAAGAACACCCCCUUGGCGGCGGCGGUGGCGGCGGGACGACUCAACGUGCCUCCCCGGAUCGGCACCAGCGCACCACUCGAGGCGAUCAUCCCCAAGCCCGUGGCCCGCUUCGCAAUGGAGCAGCGCCUUCCGGACCCGGUGCUUCCACAACAGGCGAGCCAGUAUACGCUGCUGAACAUGGCUCGCCCCUACACAGUCCGUCGCAUCCGCCGGGUCCUGAACGCGAAGGCAUUUACCAACAUGCUCGGGCUCAAGGGACCACCGCAGCCGGACGACCUCAGGAGCUUCUGGAAGGCAGUCAACUCGAAGGCACUGACGGCGAGGGAGAGGGAAGUUUGGUUCAAGCUGAUCCUCCGCUUCACCCCGACGCGCAAACUCCAGCACGAGCAAAAGCACGACACUUCUCCCGCGUGCUUCGUCUGCGAAGCGCCGGUGGACGACACCGAUCACUACUUCUUCGGCUGCUUCGACUCGCGAAACGUCUGGAUCGCGGCGAGGGGCGUGCUCUGCGACGCGCUCGGAUGCGACACGAUCGAGGGCGCCGAGUACACGACGCUUCAACGACUCUUUGGCCUCCCCAAGCUCAAGGCCAAGCUCAGCGCACAGGAAGGCGCGGGCAGGACGAUCGAGAUCUUCACGGGGAUGGUUUUGGAGAUGAUCAGCAGUGGGAGAUGGAGGAUGCAGAAGCACGGGACGAGGAUGGAAAGCCUGGAGCGGAGGAGGGUGGUACUGGAGGAGAGGAUGAAGUUGAGGGCGGGAGGAGCAAGAGGCAGGCGAGGGCAGUAG
Molecule: messenger RNA, 7407 nt
Organism: Microbotryum saponariae
Lineage: Eukaryota; Fungi; Basidiomycota; Microbotryomycetes; Microbotryales; Microbotryaceae
Source: the annotation of a GenBank genome assembly